GCGGCAUGAAGGGAGGACGGCGAUCCAACAGGAGGCUCCUCAGGUCCUUCCUGGCCGCGUGCAGGAAGCUCAGCGCCGAGCUGCAGCUGCUCGGCGCCGCCGCCCCGACGGCGAGCGCGUGGGUGCAACUCGAGGCCGGCGGCGGCGGCGACGAGACCAUCCCGGUGGACGUGCCGAGGGGCCACACGGUGGUGUACGUCGGGGAGGAGCUGCGGCGGUACGUCGUCCGGGUGUCCUCCCUCGACCACCCGCUGUUCCGGGAGCUGCUCGACCGCGCGCGGGAGGAGUACGAGUUCGCCGCCGACGCCAGGCUGUGCCUGCCCUGCGACGAGGAAAUCUUCCUCGCCGUGCUCUGCCACGUCGACUCCAAGCACGACUACUGGAGGCUAGCGCUCUGCAGCUGAUCACGAAGUUGGUGGAUCGCCGCGUUGGCCCCUCUCCUGUGUAGGAUGCAAAGUACAGUAGCUAACUGCUGCGGGAUAACGAGAUUUGCGUUCAUGGUCUCAGAUGUAUAGGUGUAGGCUCCAUGUGUGCAGAAAUUUAGUUCCGUUGUUCAAUGCUCUGUAUUCCAUUCUCCAAGUAUGCGUCGCAUGCAAAAUGUCGUGGUACAGAAUGACAUCCAUUCUACGUAA
Messenger RNA from Triticum dicoccoides, 632 nucleotides. Its product is annotated as auxin-responsive protein SAUR50-like. Bases 6 to 404 code for a protein of 132 amino acids. NCBI's taxonomy places the organism in Eukaryota, Viridiplantae, Streptophyta, Magnoliopsida, Poales, Poaceae. The record is from RefSeq and is a predicted model, not a curated record. Gene Ontology annotation, biological process: response to auxin. The transcript has a single exon.